Ictalurus punctatus (channel catfish) is the source of this 2887-nucleotide messenger RNA. It is a transcript of the gene pcolce2a, whose product is annotated as procollagen C-endopeptidase enhancer 2a. The coding region runs from base 453 to 1880 and encodes 475 amino acids. The transcript is spliced from 9 exons. The record is from RefSeq and is a predicted model, not a curated record. Gene Ontology annotation, molecular function: protein binding. NCBI's taxonomy places the organism in Eukaryota, Metazoa, Chordata, Actinopteri, Siluriformes, Ictaluridae.
AUUUCGGAAAAUCUUUUUUUUUAAAUUUCCAGUCACAUAGUGAAAAUUCAUUUUCUUUCUUCUUCCCCCUCCUGAAAUUCCUUAAUUCCCUUUCCGGUCCUUCUCCUGGAACAAACGGCUCAUUCAUCCAAACGACCGCAGACUCAAACCGCUCUGUAAUGGACGUUUAGUGCACAACAUAUAGGUUUAAAAGUCAGGACCUCGCGACCUAUGUAGUGCACCAGUAGGGCGCCAUUUUGAAUUCAUUUUAAUUUCUGAAGUAAUAUAAACAGCCACUCGCGGUGUUUAAAAAACGACCCGAGUAACAAUUUAAGAAUAUUUAUCUGAUUGUGUGAAUGAUUAUGAUUAAAAAAAAUAAUUAUUUAUGAUGAUCUUAAAACAGUCAAAGAAACGAUAAACUGUGUGAACUACAAACUAACUCAUUAAACACGUAAAUACUAACCGGCUAAUCAAUGUUACAAAUGCAUAAGGUUCACGAGCUAAUUAUUGGUCGCGCACUAAACGGACAUGUAGUGCGCUGCGUAUGGGCCGGAAACUGUCGUGUGACACAGGCGUACGAAGGGUGCGCAGGAAGGGAAGUAGGGAGUGAUUUGGGACGCGGACAACGUCCUGCUCACUCCGAGCUCGAGAUGUGGACUGUAACGUGGAGUGUUUGGGUUCCGUUAGUUUUCGGCUCGGUGUUUGGUGAAAGACAACGAAGGCCGGUGUUCACGUGCGGUGGAAACAUUACUGGAACUUUGGGUCUCGUUGGGAGUCAGGGUUACCCCGGAGUUUACCCCCCUAACACCAAAUGCGUUUGGAGAAUCACGGUGCCUCAGGGCAAAGUGGUGUCCCUCACUUUCCGUUCCCUCGACCUAGAGAACGACGGACUUUGCCGCUACGACUACGUGGAUGUGUACGACGGAUUCGUUAACAGCCAGCGGCUCGGGCGCUUCUGUGGCACCGCCCUGCCCAGAGCACUGAUCUCCAAUCGCAACAGGAUGCAAGUAGUGAUGGUUUCGGAUGCCAACACGGCCGGGAGCGGCUUCCUUGCCGGAUACGUCGCUGUUCGGCCGAAUGCAAGGGGGGAGCGGUAUUGCGGCGGACUCUUGAACAAACCUUCGGGAACCUUCACGACCCCAAACUGGCCGGAGAGAGACUAUCCUGCAGGUGUGACAUGCUCGUGGCAUAUUAUAGCACCUGAGCACCAGAUAAUCGAGCUGAAGUUCGAGAAGUUUGACGUGGAGCGGGAUAACUACUGCCGCUAUGAUCAUGUGCUCAUUCACAACGGCGUGGAAACAAGCGACAAGACCAGGAUCGGGAAGUUCUGCGGCGACAGCCCUCCUGCGCCGAUCUACUCUGACGGCAGUCACCUCUUCAUCCAGUUCGUCUCUGACCUGAGCCUCACUGCCGACGGCUUCAUCUGCCAUUACACGUUCAAGCCAAAGAGCUCCACCAUCGCAGGCUCCACCGUUCAUGUUACUGCAGCUGCUGUUUCCACCACUGCAGGGCCCAUAGUGCUGGAGUAUUCUGAAGCUCUCUGCAAGCAGAAGUGCAAGAGAACCGGAACAAUCGAAAGUCAUUACUGCUUAAGCAACUUUGUGCUGACGGGAACACUCGUCUCAGCUGCCAUGAGGGAACUGAGUGUGCUCGCCACCUUCUCCAUCACCAACGUGUACAAGGAAGGAAACCUGUCCAUCCAGCAGGCCGGGAAGAGCAUGAGCACUAAAGUCUUAAUCCUGUGUAAGAAAUGCCCUUUAGUCAGGAGAGGUCUGAACUACAUCGUCAUGGGUCACGUCGACGAGCAGGGACAAGGCGUCGUUUCACCUCAGAACUUUGUGAUGGCCUUCAAGACUAAGAAGCAGAGGGACCUGGCUGUGUUGAGUAAUGCCCGCUGCUGAUGGUAGGCGAUGGCCAUGUUAGAUUUGUAGGCUCAUCAGGUCACCCUCUGGAUCUGUGCACGCCAAACUGGGAGUCAUCACAGUAACAUAUUUUCAAGAGCAUAAGCCUGGUUCGAGAGGUAAUCGGUAUAUGUAUGUUGAUUCAUUGUAGAUGUCGCGUUUGUUCAGUAGUUCCAUAUUUAGUUCCUUUUUAGGCUGUUUUUCACACUGUAUUGAACAUUUACAUAGAAAGGCUACGCCUAUUCAUUAGUAUUAACAAUUAUUUAUAUAUAUUUUCUUUUAUUCUGAGCUGUAAACCUACAGGCUUCAAACCGCUCAACGGGGAAGUAUCAGUACUACAUAGCAAAUGCACAUUUGACCAUUAGUAUCUACGUUUUGUGUAUCAAGUGAAUAAUUGAAAUGUUUCUGCGAAUGUUUUCGAAUUAAUUUUCAUUUGUACAAGCUAGCAGUUGGACCUGAGGAUCUCAGAAUUCUUCAUGCCAGUGACCAGAAGCAAACUUGCUAAAUGCUUAAAUUGUAUCAUGGUCCUUUUGGAAAAAAGCAUCUGACUAAAUAAAUAAAUGUGAAUGUAAUGGAUCCAAACUCAAUAGUGGAAAACUGCCGCUUGUGGCUAAGAUCAAUAGUUAAAUGAAUGAUUGCUUUUUUUUUUUUUUUUUGACAAAGAAAGAACUACUACAGAGUGGGAGGGUGAAAUAAUUUUCUUUCUAAAAAGGUCGAAAAAGCUUCCAGAAUAAUUAUACUGUGUUGUAUUUAGUUGAAUCAGGCAUGUAAGUGGAUGUACUUAUCUUGGUUCCAAUGAUACUGCAUUUUGGAAACAACGUGUGCGGUCCGUUUCUCAGAGGAUUUCCAAAAGCUUCCAAGUAUGCAGAAGUGCAGCGUACAGCCUUUUUCCUUCCUCCUCAUGUCUAGACUUUUUUCUGUUUUGCAAAACGUUUUAUAUUCAGUCCUCCACUCUGAGGUGUUUGGGCUAAAUGAAUAAUUAAAAUUGUAAUAAAAGUUUAAACGCG